This is a messenger RNA of Metarhizium acridum CQMa 102, 1929 nucleotides long. RefSeq lists its product as uncharacterized. Gene Ontology annotation, molecular function: antiporter activity; xenobiotic transmembrane transporter activity. Lineage: Eukaryota; Fungi; Ascomycota; Sordariomycetes; Hypocreales; Clavicipitaceae. Gene Ontology annotation, cellular component: membrane. Gene Ontology annotation, biological process: xenobiotic detoxification by transmembrane export across the plasma membrane. The record is from RefSeq and is a predicted model, not a curated record.
AUGGAGCAUGGCAGAAGCAUGGGAACCUCGCCCAGUCGCCGCGAUGUGUUGUCGAGCUCAGCCCAGCAGAGGUUCCUGUCUAGCUCCCCAUUAGCUGGACGAUUUCUUGCAGAAGAUAUAGCCGCCUGCUCCGAGGACGACUAUGACGACACCGCCGUGGAGGACCAUGGCGAGGCAGAACGUCCCAGUCACCUCAUGUAUCGCCGCCCCAGCGGCGUUGCCUAUGGCGGAACAAGACCAGUUUUUAAUGCGCAGCCCAUUGAUGAGCCCAUCCUGACGCCAAUGGAGAGAAGACAGUCUCGCCAUGCUGAAAGGAGUCUCCUGCGAGACAACCAUGUGCUGCCCCCCAAGCACGGAAACCAGAAACAGACGCAAUCCUUUGCCCGUCGCUUGUACAACAGACUCUUUAGCACAAAGCUCCCCCGUGAAGCCGUUGACGAGGAAUCGUCUGAAUACCCUCCCACCGAAACCUCGCCGCUCCUGAAUGGACAUCGUGAGGGCAUGGGCUCCGAUGCUGGGUCCGGGUCAGCAGAUGAUGGGUUGGAGCAACAGUGGGAAGAAGCCAUUGCGUCUGGCCGACUGCAAACGACGUGGCAGAGAGAAACAAAGACGAUUGUGGCCUAUUCUUGGCCACUAAUUAUCACUUUCGCCUUGCAAUAUUCUAUUAAUGUGACGAGCAUUUUCGCCGUGGGCAGAAUUGGCAGGGUUGAGCUCGGUGCUGUUUCAUUGGCCAACAUGUCACAAGCAAUCAGUUGCCUCGCCCCCUUCCAAGGCUUAGCAACGAGUCUGGACACUCUCUGCGCCCAAGCUUACGGCUCAGGCCACAAGCACCUGGUCGGGUUACAGUGCCAACGCAUGGCAUGUUUUCUCAUGUUCAUGUCAGCCCCGGUCGCUAUCCUCUGGCUAUUCGCCGACAGAAUCCUCGUCCACGUCGUCCCGGACGCAGAAACCGCCCGUCUGGCAGCUCUGUAUCUCAAAGUCAUGAUCGCCAGCAUCCCCGGCAUCAUUCUCUUCGAAGUCGGCAAGCGAUUCACCCAGGCGCAGGGCCUUUUCCGGGCAACUACUUACGUGCUCCUUGUUGCGGCCCCCAUUAACAUCUUUAUCAACUGGCUUCUUGUCUGGAGACUGGGUCUAGGCUUCGUCGGCGCCCCGAUUGCCGUCGCCAUCACGGAGAGCUUAUUGCCAAUCCUUCUCCUCUUGUACAUCGUCUUCAUUGAUGGCAGGCAGUGCUGGGGCGGCUUCAGCAGGCGCAUCUUUUCCAACUGGUGGAUCAUGAUCAAGCUUGCUCUACCUGGCAUGAUCAUGGUUGAGGCGGAAUGGUUCGCCUUUGAGAUUAUGACUCUCUUGGCUGGCCAGCUCGGCACGGAGUACCUCGCUGCGCAGAGCGUCCUUGUCACCUUAUCCAGUAUCUCUUACCAGAUGCCGUUUCCCAUGUCCAUCGCUGCAUCUACACGAGUGGCAAACCUCAUGGGCGCAGGGCUUGUGGAUGCCGCCAAAAUAGCUGGCAAAGUGACCUUUGUACUAGCAAGCAUCCUUGGCGCCCUCAACGUCACCAUCUUCUCCUCCCUCCGCUUCCACCUCCCCAUCCUCUUCACCAACGACCCAGAAGUCAUCAAGAUUGUCGCCAGCGUCCUCCCCCUUGUGGCCGUCAUGCAACUUUUCGAUGGUCUCGGCGCAGGAGCUCAUGGCCUCCUCCGCGGCAUUGGCAAGCAAUCCAUUGGUGGGCCAGCUAAUCUCAUCUCCUACUACGUGAUUUCCCUCCCCAUCUCGCUUGGCCUUGCGUUCGGCUUAGGCUGGAACCUUGACGGCUUAUGGAUUGGUCUUACUGUCGGCUUGGCACUGGUGUCUAUCAUCGAAUACACAUAUCUCCUUAACACAGACUGGCAUAAAGCCGCCCUUGAAGCAGAAGCCCGAAAUGCCGCUGGUUGA